This is a messenger RNA of Drechmeria coniospora, 909 nucleotides long. RefSeq names its product ATP synthase gamma chain. Gene Ontology annotation, biological process: proton motive force-driven ATP synthesis. NCBI's taxonomy places the organism in Eukaryota, Fungi, Ascomycota, Sordariomycetes, Hypocreales, Ophiocordycipitaceae. Gene Ontology annotation, molecular function: proton-transporting ATP synthase activity, rotational mechanism. The coding region runs from base 1 to 909 and encodes 302 amino acids. The transcript is spliced from 4 exons. The record is from RefSeq and is a predicted model, not a curated record.
AUGCUGUCACGGGCGGCUAGACCAGCUCUCCGAGCUGUGGCCACAGCUCCCACUCGAGCUGCCACCGCUGGCAAUGCCGGCGCCGCCGGGUACGCGACCCUCCGCGAGAUCGAAGGCCGCCUCAAGUCGAUUCGCAACAUCGAGAAGAUCACCAACACGAUGAAGAUUGUUGCUUCGACCAAGCUCACUCGCGCACAGCGCAGCAUGAUCGAGUCCCGAAAGUACGGCCAAACCUCCAACGAGGUCUUCGAGUCGGCCGAGACCGUCGCCGCCGAGGGUGAGGAGAAGAAGUCGCUCAUCAUCGUCUGCUCCUCCGACAAGGGCCUUUGCGGUGGUAUCCACUCCGGUUUGAGCCGAAAGAUCCGUUCCCUGGCCGGUGACGAGUCCGCCUUUGACCUUGCUAUCGUUGGCGAGAAGUGCAAGUCGCAGCUCCAGCGAACCAACGCCAACGCCAUCCAGCUCACCUUUGCUGGCAUUGGCAAGGACGUCCCUACCUUUGCCGACGCCCAGGCCAUCGCCGACCAGAUCGUCAUGCUCCCCACGGAAUACACCGACGUCAAGAUCCUGUACAACAAGUUCGUCAAUGCCCAGAGCUACGAACCGACCUUCAUUGAGGCAUUUUCCGAGGAGGCCAUCGCGCAGUCCCCCAACAUCUCCUCUUUCGAGCUCGAUGACGAGGUUCUGGAAAACCUCCGCGAGUACAGCCUUGCCAACUCCCUCUACUGGGCUCUGGCUGAGGGCCACGCCUGCGAGCAGUCUGCCCGACGAAAUGCCAUGGACAACGCUUCGAAGAACGCCGGCGAGAUGAUUGGCAAGUACCAGAUUCUCUACAACCGUACUCGACAGGCUGUCAUUACUGGCGAGCUGGUCGAGAUUAUCACUGGUGCUACCGCCUCUGAGGACAUGUAA